CAGGUUUAACAGGGCGUCUCUGAUCAACGUGGGCUUCCUGGAGAGCGGCAAUGACACCGACUACAUCGCGAUGCAUGACGUCGAUCUCCUGCCUCUCAACGAGCAGCUGGACUACAGCUUCCCGGAGGCAGGGCCCUUCCACGUGGCAUCUCCAGAGCUGCACCCGCUCUACCACUACAAGACCUACGUGGGCGGCAUACUGCUGCUCACCAAGCAGCACUAUGAGUUGUGCAAUGGCAUGUCCAACCGCUUCUGGGGCUGGGGACGGGAGGAUGAUGAGUUUUAUCGACGUAUCAAAGGAGCUGGUCUCCAGGUUCGCCGUCCCUCUGGAAUCACAACAGGAUACGAGACUUUCCAGCACCUGCAUGACCCAGCCUGGAGGAAGAGAGACCAGAAGCGCAUUGCUGCACAGAAGCAGGAGCAGUUUAAGGUGGAUCGGGAGGGAGGUCUGAACAACGUGAGGUACCGAAUCGAGUCACGGACAGCUCUGAGUGUGGCAGGAGCCCCUUGCACUGUCCUUAAUAUCUUGCUGGAGUGUGACGCAAGCGAGACCCCGUGGUGCACGUUUGGCUGAGCCUGCCUCCCAUGUGCCGUGCUUGUGCCAAGAUGCCGAGGCUGCUGCUGAGCUGCUGGGAGCCAGCAGGAUUUUUGCAGUGGACAAGCAUGGUGGUGCUGGCAAGACACAGAGGAAAAGGCCAAGAACCAGGCUUUGCUGGGACCAGCAGAAGAGGCUGAGAGCGGGACU
Molecule: messenger RNA, 745 nt
Organism: Merops nubicus (carmine bee-eater)
Lineage: Eukaryota; Metazoa; Chordata; Aves; Coraciiformes; Meropidae
Gene: B4GALT7
Product: xylosylprotein beta 1,4-galactosyltransferase, polypeptide 7
Exons: 4
Coding region: 71-574 (167 amino acids)
Biological process (GO): carbohydrate metabolic process; proteoglycan biosynthetic process
Molecular function (GO): xylosylprotein 4-beta-galactosyltransferase activity
Source: RefSeq, a predicted model, not a curated record